UGAUUUAAAUCGACGCGUUCACACUUGUUGGCUUUCCGGUCCGAUUUGCUGGCUUGCGGCGUGUUCUUAGUAGAUCUAUCAUUAAGAAAGUAACAACGAGUCGUAUUAUUUUGAUUUUAUUUGCACUAAUGGCGAAGUCCAGUACUCUUGAAGUAGACAUUGAGUUUUUAAUAUCACUGGUCGAAGCUAGACCUGUGCUAUGGGACAAAACAUUGAGCAUAUACAAAGAUAAAAAUGAAACAAAUAAGGCAUGGAGGGACAUUUGCGUUUUAAUUAAGGAUGAUUUUAAGGAAAUGGAGGUCGCAGAAAAAAAUAAAUAUGGCAAAGAAUUGAUAAAAAAAUGGGGAAAUAUCCGAGAUGCCUACAUAAAAUCCCGCAAAAAACAAGCAGCAGUUUCAAAAUCUGGAGCGGGUGUUUCAAACGUAAAAAAAUAUAUUUACAAUGAUCAGCUGCAAUUUAUGAAUAAAAUUUACCAGGAAAGGCCAACUUCUGAUAGUAUUUUGAAAGAAGGCGAAAGUUCCCAACAAGAAAUCUCUCAGGAUGGAGAAGCUCACGAGGGAGAAAAUAAUAGCGAUAAUGUUGGUCAGUUCAAAAAACCAGAAAAGAGCGUGGAUCACGAAAACGUAAAUUGGAUGAGGUUGAUAUAAAAUUGUUACCAGCGUUAGAUGCUCAACCUGACAGACAUUUAUCGCUUUUCAAAGGGAUCAUUCCGUCCCUACAAACAUUCGACGAUGAUGAAAUCUUACAAUUUCAAAUGGGGGUUCUGCAACUUAUUCAAAAUAUGAAACAAAAGAAACGAUCUACGACAUAUCAACAUCAACCGAACACCAAAACAGUUAAUCACAAUUUUCCAUACCAGACACCUCCCAUAUACCACAAGCAGUAUCAAUAUGAAAUUGUUACUCCUCAACAACCAAUGAACACAAACUAUACUACAUUGUUGACCACUAGCCAUCAACAGGAACCAGUCAGAGUACAACCAUAUUCCAGUCAGUCAAAUAUGCCCUACCCGGCCUGUCCGCCAUCGGAAAUUGAAACGGUUUUCAGUCCAGCAGCUACUCUGUCCCCAACAUUUUCCUCUGCAAGUUCAUCUAUAAUAGACUCUGUGGAUUUUGCUUAGCAAUAAAUUAUAGUUAAAGAAACUAAAGGUCUGAUCCAAUAAGCGAUCUCAGACUGCUUGCAAACGCUAAGACAGGAAGAAUUUAUUAUAUACCACAUACGUAACAGAUCUACUGAUCUUGCAAAUUAAUUAUGA
Anthonomus grandis grandis is the source of this 1255-nucleotide messenger RNA. RefSeq lists its product as uncharacterized. The transcript is spliced from 2 exons. Gene Ontology annotation, cellular component: nucleus; transcription regulator complex. Gene Ontology annotation, biological process: regulation of transcription by RNA polymerase II. The record is from RefSeq and is a predicted model, not a curated record. NCBI's taxonomy places the organism in Eukaryota, Metazoa, Arthropoda, Insecta, Coleoptera, Curculionidae. The coding region runs from base 129 to 647 and encodes 172 amino acids.